Molecule: messenger RNA, 1462 nt
Organism: Arabidopsis arenosa
Lineage: Eukaryota; Viridiplantae; Streptophyta; Magnoliopsida; Brassicales; Brassicaceae
Source: the annotation of a GenBank genome assembly
ACUUGAGAAAUGCAGUGAAAUUGAAAUCGAGUAGAAGCAGAGAUGGUGGUAAGGAAGGUGGGCAAGUAUGAAUUAGGUAGAACAAUCGGCGAAGGUACCUUCGCUAAAGUCAAGUUCGCUCAGAACACAGAGACCGGUGAGAGCGUCGCCAUGAAAAUCGUGGAUCGUAGUACCAUCAUCAAACGCAAGAUGGUUGAUCAGAUUAAGAGAGAGAUCUCGAUUAUGAAGCUUGUUCGUCAUCCUUGUGUUGUUCGUCUUUAUGAGGUUCUAGCAAGCCGUACAAAGAUUUAUAUCAUCCUGGAGUACAUUACUGGUGGUGAACUGUUUGAUAAGAUUGUUCGUAAUGGACGACUUGGUGAAUCCGAAGCUAGGAAAUACUUUCAACAGCUUAUUGAUGGAGUUGAUUACUGCCAUAGUAAAGGUGUCUACCACAGAGAUCUAAAGCCAGAAAAUCUUUUGCUGGAUUCUCAAGGAAAUCUCAAGAUAUCUGAUUUUGGCCUCAGUGCAUUACCUGAACAAGGAGUUACCAUCCUUAAGACAACAUGUGGAACUCCCAAUUACGUUGCUCCUGAGGUUCUCAGUCACAAGGGUUACAAUGGUGCCGUGGCAGAUGUCUGGUCCUGUGGGGUCAUCCUUUAUAUCGACAAAGCUGAGUUCGCUUGCCCCUCAUAUUUUGCCUUGGGAGCAAAGUCCUUGAUUAAUAGAAUUUUGGAUCCAAAUCCUGAAACUCGAAUUACAAUUGCAGAAAUCAGGAAAGAUGAGUGGUUUUUAAAGGAUUACACUCCUGUACAACUUAUCGAUUACGAACAUGUAAACCUGGAUGAUGUAUAUGCUGCUUUUGAUGAUCCAGAGGAACAUACAUAUGCACAGGAUGGAACAGGGGACACGGGUCCACUGACUCUAAAUGCGUUUGACCUAAUUAUUCUAUCUCAGGGCCUGAACCUCGCAACUCUUUUUGACCGUGGAAAGGACUCCAUGAAGCACCAGACAAGGUUCAUCUCACACAAGCCAGCAAACGUGGUUCUCUCAAGCAUGGAAGUUGUGUCGCAGUCUAUGGGCUUUAAGACACACAUUCGUAAUUACAAGAUGAGAGUCGAAGGAUUAUCUGCAAAUAAGACGUCUCAUUUCUCCGUCAUUCUAGAAGUUUUCAAAGUUGCACCAUCAAUUCUCAUGGUAGACAUUCAAAAUGCAGCAGGAGACGCAGAAGAAUACCUCAAGUUCUAUAAGACUUUUUGUAGUAAGCUUGAUGACAUCAUUUGGAAGCCGCCAGAUGCAUCUAUGAAAAAUCGAGUCACCAAGGCCAAGAGUAAAAGACGUUGAAUUCAUGUGUGUUAUUUCAAGCAGUGCUUUCACAGAAGACAGUUAGAAACAAUAUUUAACUCCCUUGUGUUGCUUUAGUCGAGUGAAUAUGUACAAGCUUGUUGAUUUGGGUUUAAUUUAUGAAUACAUAGAAGAUUGUACU